AUGGGCACCAACCUGGCAAUCUUCGAACGCGAUCGACUCAAGAUCCCCAUGUUCGCUCUGCUCACCUCCAGCCCCGCGCUCGUCGUCUCGCCGUCGCUCGCGGUCCAGCGCGGCUUCGCUGCCGCGGCGCCCGUCGCCCUUCCCACGGUGAACCCCAUGUCCGCCGACUCCACGCUCGCCUCCUUCUCGGAGACGCUCGCUGGCGUCGUCGCCGUGGACGGCGGCACCAUCGGCCUCGACGUCUCCUUUGGCGCCUUCCUCGCCGUCAUCCUCGGCCUGUUCAUCCCGGUCGUUUUUCUUGUGACGCUGUACAUCCAGUCAGAGGCGCAGGGCACCGCGACGUCGUUCCGCGAGGCGGACUCGCUCGGCGGCAAGCUCUUCGACGACCCCGCCGACUACUAG
Emiliania huxleyi CCMP1516 is the source of this 402-nucleotide messenger RNA. RefSeq lists its product as hypothetical. Gene Ontology annotation, cellular component: membrane; photosystem II. The transcript has 3 exons. The coding region runs from base 1 to 402 and encodes 133 amino acids. Gene Ontology annotation, biological process: photosynthesis, light reaction; photosynthesis. The record is from RefSeq and is a predicted model, not a curated record. NCBI's taxonomy places the organism in Eukaryota, Haptophyta, Isochrysidales, Noelaerhabdaceae.